Molecule: messenger RNA, 1894 nt
Organism: Platichthys flesus (European flounder)
Lineage: Eukaryota; Metazoa; Chordata; Actinopteri; Pleuronectiformes; Pleuronectidae
Product: gap junction alpha-3 protein-like
Exons: 2
Coding region: 218-1288 (356 amino acids)
Biological process (GO): cell communication
Cellular component (GO): connexin complex
Source: RefSeq, a predicted model, not a curated record
GAGGGCGGCAGGCGGGAUCACAGAGCAGCCAGAGCAAACUAUCUUAGAGAAUUUUAUCUUGGUGCUGCACUUUCCUCAGGGCUUCAGGAAAACAUGGCCUCUCUGUGAACUGAAGCCACUGAAGUGACUCCGGAGCUGUGCCGCGGUGGGAGAUGAACAUUAUCAGUCUUACAUCCUGUUUUUUUCCAUAAAGCUGAGACCAUAUCUGUGAGCCAGUAUGGGGGACUGGAACUUGUUGGGGAAGCUGCUGGAGAGCGCCCAGGAACACUCCACCGUUGUGGGCAAAGUCUGGCUGACGGUGCUCUUCAUCUUCCGCAUCCUGGUGCUGGGAACCGCCGCUGAAAAAGUUUGGGGCGACGAGCUGUCCGGCUUCACCUGUGACACCAAGCAGCCUGGUUGUCAGAACGUUUGCUAUGACAAGACCUUCCCCAUUUCUCACAUCCGCUUCUGGGUGAUGCAAAUCAUCUUCAUCUCCACGCCGACCCUCAUUUAUCUGGGCCACAUCCUUCAUCUGGUCCGCAUGGAGGAAAAGGAAAAGCAGAAAGAGAAGGAUCUCGACAUCCAGAGCGAAAAGCAGCAGCAGAUGCUUGACAGAAAGACAAAGAAGGCCCCAGUUAAGGACACCCAGGGACAUGUGCGUUUGCAAGGCGCGUUGCUGAGAACCUACGUCUUAAACAUCGUUUUCAAGACCCUGUUUGAAGUGGCUUUUAUUGUUGCUCAGUACUUCCUGUACGGCUUUGAGCUCAAGCCGAUGUACACCUGUGACCGCUGGCCCUGCCCCAACGUGGUGAACUGCUACAUCUCCCGACCCACCGAGAAGACGAUCUUCAUCCUCUUCAUGCUGGCGGUGGCCUGUAUCUCCCUGCUGCUCAACCUGGUGGAAAUGUACCACCUUGGUUUCACAAAGUGCCACCAGGGCCUCCGCUACAGACGAUCGCAGGCUGCAAUGGAGGCCGCCAGGCAACUCAGUGAGCCGGUCAUGCCCUUCGUACCGAGCUACAACUACUUUGCCGGUCAUCCUGUGGUGCCCGAGCCCUUCCCCGCGGACUCGAAGUACGGCCUAGUGGAGCCAAACUCUGCUUACAGCCCCUACAACAGCAAAGUGGUUUACAAGCAGAACAGAGACAAUAUGGCCGUGGAGAGGAAAGGAAAAUCGGAGGGGGAGGAUGGGAGUGAGAGGAAAACGUUCACUCCUGCCAUUGAGAUGCCCGUGGAAAACCAGCGCAGAAACAGUCAGUCGAGCAAGCACAGCAACAACAAGAGCAGGCUGAACGACCUGAAGAUCUAGAGGAGCCUCUCCUCAUUCUCAGGAACCACACACUCUAGCCUGUAAAGAUAUUUGCACGAGUAUGGAGAACGGUUCGUGACAAAGCUACUGAGUGAACGGAAAAGAGAUUAUUGCUGUGAUCGAUUUGCAAGUCAAGAUUUGAGAGCACACAGGGACAGCUUUGUGUGCAUAGAACAAGUAUUGAGUGAGUUAACCAGAACUCCUCAGCUCACAGGACUUUUGAAUAUGAAAUGUGAAUUACCCAUGUCCACGAGUAAAGGAAAUAUCCAUAGAUGGCUCUUGUUGUCUCAUCUUUUUUAUGGAUAAAUCCAGUAGAGCAAUUGGCAAAAUGUUUCUAAAUGUUAAUAAAUUCUACCCUUCUCUCACUGUCAGUUUGUGGAUGAUGCUAACAUACAUCAUCUUUCGGCCUAAUUAGCUCAAAACAAUGUUAUGUAUUCACAAAUCCUGCCCUUAUGUUCUCUACAACGUUGACUUGUAAAUUAAUUAACGCUUAUGCAUAUUUGCUGGUGACAAAGAUGCAGAUUACUUGAGAUUUUUUUGUUUACAAACAAAUGUAUUUGAACUAAACUGCAAGUGGUAUGUCAAAAUAAAAGAUGUUGAAAUAUC